Hevea brasiliensis (rubber tree) is the source of this 2515-nucleotide messenger RNA. Its product is annotated as cationic amino acid transporter 2, vacuolar. The transcript is spliced from 14 exons. Gene Ontology annotation, molecular function: amino acid transmembrane transporter activity. NCBI's taxonomy places the organism in Eukaryota, Viridiplantae, Streptophyta, Magnoliopsida, Malpighiales, Euphorbiaceae. The record is from RefSeq and is a predicted model, not a curated record. Gene Ontology annotation, cellular component: membrane. Gene Ontology annotation, biological process: amino acid transport; transmembrane transport. The coding region runs from base 335 to 2242 and encodes 635 amino acids.
GCUCCAGUGCUUUGCUUUUGGACUUUUAAAAGGAGACAUCUUUGCUUUGUUUGUCUGUUUCCGUUCCAUUAUAUUUUCUUAUCAAUAGCAGGAGUAUAGAUUCUGCCCGCUUCCGUCCUGGAAUAUCAAACUCUACCGAGAAGGAAUCCGGCUUCUGUGUUUUGGGAUGCGGGCAGAUUUGGCCUAGCUUCUUUUUCUGUACAUAAUUUAGAGGGACUUGAUUCAGUUUUUUUUUUUCCUUGUAAAUUGGGAAAACCCAGUUUGACAAUUUGUUAGAUUGUUCUUCUGAUUUAUCAUUUCUGGUUUUAAAGCAAAGAAAAAGUUGGGAAUUUUGAUGGGUUUUCUUGUUGAUUCACACAAAGAUGGUGGAUUUGGUGUAUUGGGAGGUUGUGUUAGGAGUUUGGUAAGGAGAAAACAGGUUGAUUCUGCACAUGCCAAAGCUAAUGCUCACCAUAAGUUAGCCAAGGAGUUGUCUGUUCCUCACCUUAUUGCAAUCGGUGUUGGCUCGACAAUUGGAGCUGGAGUUUAUAUUCUGGUUGGAACGGUUGCUAGAGAGCAUUCUGGUCCAGCUCUCACGAUUUCCUUUCUUAUAGCUGGAAUCGCCGCUGCUCUUUCUGCCUUUUGCUAUGCAGAGCUCGCAAGUCGUUGUCCAUCUGCUGGCAGUGCCUAUCACUAUUCUUAUAUAUGUGUUGGAGAGGGUGUUGCAUGGUUGAUUGGCUGGGCACUGAUAUUGGAAUACACAAUUAGUGGAUCAGCAGUUGCUCGUGGCAUAUCCCCAAAUCUGGCAUUCUUUUUCGGAGGUCAGGAUAGUCUGCCUUGUUUUCUAGCUCGUCAGCACAUUCCUUGGCUGGAUAUUGUGGUUGACCCUGUUGCAGCAAUUUUAGUAUUUAUUGUGACAGGUCUCUUGUGUGUGGGAAUCAAGGAGAGUACCCUGGUACAAGGUACAGUCACCACUGUGAAUGUCUGUGUCAUGCUUUUUGUCAUAAUAGCUGGUAGUUACCUGGGCUUCAAGACUGGAUGGAGAGGAUAUGGACUUCCCACUGGGUAUUUUGCCUUCGGAGUAGAUGGGAUGCUCGCAGGGUCUGCAACUGUCUUUUUUGCUUAUAUUGGUUUUGAUUCAGUUGCUAGCACUGCUGAGGAGGUGAAGAAUCCUCAACGAGAUUUGCCUCUGGGCAUAGGCCUUGCACUGUCUAUUUGUUGUGCCUUAUACAUGCUAGUUUCAGUUGUCAUUGUAGGGCUGGUACCUUAUUAUGCAUUGAAUCCUGAUACUCCCAUCUCCUCUGCAUUCGCUGAGCAUGGCAUGCAAUGGGCAGUGUACAUAAUAACUGUUGGAGCUGUUAUGGCACUCUGUUCAACACUGAUGGGCUCACUUCUUCCUCAGCCACGGAUUUUGAUGGCAAUGGCUAGAGACGGAUUACUGCCAUCAUUCUUUUCAGAUGUUAAUAGAAGUACACAAGUACCUGUAAAGAGCACGUUGGCAACUGGCUUUGUUGCUGCGACAUUGGCAUUUUUUAUGGAUGUUGACCAGUUGGCAGGAAUGGUCAGCGUGGGCACACUUCUUGCUUUCACCAUGGUUGCAAUUUCUGUAUUGAUACUGAGAUAUGUCCCACCAGAUGAGGUUCCAUUUCCAUCCUCACUUCAGGACACAAUUGAUUUUGUGUCAUUGCGGUACCGUAGUAACGGUGAAAAGUCUGAGGUUGAUGGUGGUGCUUCAAGUACUUCGCCUUUGCUGGGCAAAAAUGCAGUAGUUGAUUAUCCUAUAAUUGUAAAACAAGAUCAAGGCAAUUAUGUACUAAAAGAAGAAAGCAGAAGAAAUAUUGCUGGCUGGACCAUAGCAUUCACAUGUAUUGGGGCAUUUAUUCUUACAUAUGCAGCCACGGAUUUGAAUCUUCCUGGGGUUGUUCGCUUUACAUUGUGUGGUAUUGGUGGUGCUCUCCUUCUGUGUGGUCUGAUUGUGCUGAAUCUUAUUGAACAAGAUGAUGCAAGACACAGCUUUGGUCAUUCUGGAGGAUUUAUUUGUCCAUUUGUUCCACUCCUUCCUAUCACCUGCAUUCUCAUCAACAUAUAUCUGCUGAUUAAUCUUGGUGUUGCCACCUGGACCCGUGUUUCAAUCUGGCUCCUAAUUGGAGUGUUCGUUUAUCUAUUCUAUGGGAGAACUCACAGCUCACUGUUAGAUGCAGUCUAUGUGCCUGCAGCUCAUGCUGAUGAGAUUUAUCGCAGCUCUGGAUAUAGUUUAGCUUAGAAUCCAGGAUUCUCACAACAGAAUCUCUUUGUUGUAUGAUGGCAUUCUCCCCAAACAUGCCCUCCCCCAUUCUUUUGGCUUUUUAUAUUAUUUUCCCCCUUUCCCUAUGUGUUGUAUGUAUUCUUACAGUGGCUCAAAUCAGUCGUGUGCAUAGCAUAUUAUAAUAGAGGGUUGACAUGGGGACAUGCUUAAGCAUUGUAAGUAGUUUGAAAGUGGAAGAAGAUAUUCUUCUUCUUUUGUUUACAUUGCCUAAUGAAUAUUCUUCUUGACACA